AUGUGUGCGCAGAAAGUUGCUGUUCUCCUCUUGUUGUGUUUGGUCGCCGCUGAGGCUCAGGCAAGUUGUGAUGUCUAGGAGGGAUACUGUAGGCUUAGAAAAGAGGAAACGGGGGAAAGUAAAGAUUGCACUUUGGAAAACAAAAAAUUAUAGGACAAAUACGCGUCUAUGGUAUGGUAUUAAAAACAAUGAGAAGAUCUGUGGUACGGAAAAACAAGAAAAUUUUUUUGGAUGUAACAGUCUGUCGGGAAAAUUAUGUGGAUUUGUCGGAGCAAAAUGCAUCGCCUGGUCGAAGUCGCACACCAAAUUUCCAGAAGCGGUUAGCGGUUGCAAAGCGAUAAAGAGCAAUUUGAAGCCGCGGCGAAUCCAUAGACUGAUAUAGGCCUAAAAUUUGGUUUUACGACGUUCUAAAAUCACUGGGUGUCUAAGUUUUACAUUGGUUUCUAAAACUUAUAAGCUUAUAAGGCAUGUUAUGCCGUUGAUUUCUAUACUUUGGAUUCAAAACUUGAGAUAAAGUCCUUCCAUUGCCUUGGAGAAAGAUCCCACAAAACUUUCCGUUUUAGCAUAACUCUUAUGUUGCAAUUUCAGUACUAUUACGGCUACUGGCCAGGCGCCUACUACUAUGGCAAGCGUUCGGCCGAAGCUGCCGAGCACGUUGACCACGAGGCGUCAAAAGAACACGCUGAUAAAGAAGAGCCCGCGAACAAGACUGAGAGCGCCGAAAAGGUUGAGAAGCGUUCGGUUGAAGAAGAAGAACACAAAAAAGUGAAAGCCGAUGCGAUGCCCGAAUUCGCUGGUCCAAACCACCAUGGCGAGCAUCCGGUUCCAAUUGAUCAGAUGGAGCGCCGAAGAUUCAUGAUGUAUGUGCAGAACAGACCGAUUCAAGUGCCGUAUGCUCCGGUUCCUUAUCAGUACCCACAGCCUCAGCAGCAGUAG
Messenger RNA from Bursaphelenchus xylophilus (pine wood nematode), 936 nucleotides. Lineage: Eukaryota; Metazoa; Nematoda; Chromadorea; Rhabditida; Aphelenchoididae. The record is from the annotation of a GenBank genome assembly.